AUGGGAACGGUAAAGCGAGAUAUUCGGAUCGCCAACAAGGAGAAGCGAAAGAAGGUGUUCGCGGAAAUGAAGCACAAGCUCAAUAAGGAGCGACACGAGAUGCGAAGGGAACGAGCCAAGGAGGAGGCCAAGAACCCCGAGCUCAAAGAGAAACGUCUGGCUGAGAACGUGCCUGACACCAUCGAGGCCAAGCGAGUCUAUGAUGAGACCAUCGCUCAGGAGAUGGAGGGAGAGGAUGAGUUCAAAGAGUACUUUGAGGAGGGAAAGCCCCCCAAGGUACUGAUCACUACCUCUAAGCGAGCUCGAGGACAGGCCUACGACUUUGCAGACCUUUUGUACGACAUUAUCCCCGGCUCCGAGUUCAAAAAGCGAGUGGGAGACUUCACAAUGACGCAGAUUGCCAAGAUGUGCGCCGAGAGAGACUACACUGAUCUGGUGGUGAUCAACGAGGACAAAAAGAAGGUGAACGGCCUGACCUUUAUUCAUCUGCCCGAGGGCCCCACCAUGUACUUCUCCGUGUCAUCUUUGAAGAUGCCUAAGGAGAUCAAGGGCCACGGCCGAUCAACAACCCACAUUCCCGAGCUGAUUCUCAACAACUUUUCCACGCGACUGGGUAAGACUGUCGGACGGCUGUUCCAAUCCAUGUUUCCUCAGCAACCGGAGUUUGUGGGACGUCAGGUGGUGACUCUGCAUAACCAGCGAGACUGGAUCUUCUUCCGAAGACACAGAUACGUGUUCAAGAAUGAGGAGCGAGUGGGUCUGCAGGAAUUGGGUCCUCAGUUCACCCUGAGACUCAGACGUCUUCAGAGAGGCAUUCGAGGAGAGGUGGAAUGGGAGCAUCGAUCGGCCAUGGAUAAGGAUAAGAAGAAGUUCCAUUUGUAA
Messenger RNA from Yarrowia lipolytica CLIB122, 882 nucleotides. RefSeq lists its product as uncharacterized. Gene Ontology annotation, cellular component: preribosome, large subunit precursor; nucleolus. Lineage: Eukaryota; Fungi; Ascomycota; Dipodascomycetes; Dipodascales. Gene Ontology annotation, molecular function: rRNA primary transcript binding. The record is from RefSeq and is a predicted model, not a curated record. Gene Ontology annotation, biological process: maturation of LSU-rRNA; maturation of 5.8S rRNA.